Molecule: messenger RNA, 1552 nt
Organism: Protobothrops mucrosquamatus (brown spotted pit viper)
Lineage: Eukaryota; Metazoa; Chordata; Lepidosauria; Squamata; Viperidae
Gene: PPID
Product: peptidylprolyl isomerase D
Exons: 10
Coding region: 90-1199 (369 amino acids)
Biological process (GO): protein peptidyl-prolyl isomerization; protein folding
Molecular function (GO): peptidyl-prolyl cis-trans isomerase activity; protein binding
Source: RefSeq, a predicted model, not a curated record
AGCCCGCAGCUGAAGGCCGAGCGGCAGAGACUGGGAAGCAGCAGGAAAAGUGGGGGUGGCGUUUUGGUUCAGCGGUAGCCGGCACCAACAUGUCUCACGCUUCUCCGCUCUCGAAACCGUCCAAUCCGAACAACCCCCGAGUCUUUUUCGAUGUGGACGUUGGGGGUGAACGAGUUGGUCGAAUGGUAUUAGAACUGUUUGCAGAUAUUGUACCUAAAAUUGCAGAAAAUUUUCGUGCAUUGUGCACUGGAGAAAAAGGUAUUGGGCCUACAACUGGAAAGCCUCUUCAUUAUAAAGGAUGUCCUUUCCACAGAAUUAUCAAGGAAUUUAUGAUCCAGGGUGGAGAUUUUUCAAAUCAGAAUGGAACAGGUGGAGAAAGUAUAUAUGGAGAAAAGUUUGAAGAUGAAAAUUUUCAUUAUAAGCAUGAUAAACCAGGUUUGCUGAGCAUGGCAAAUGCAGGAUGCAAUACAAAUGGUUCACAGUUCUUUAUCACAACUGUGCCCACCCCUCACCUUGAUGGGAAACACGUGGUCUUUGGGCAAGUGAUCAAGGGCAUGGGUGUUGCAAAACUUCUAGAAAAUGUUGAAGUAAAAGAAGAAAAACCUAUAAAGUUGUGCAUCAUUGCAGAAUGUGGAGAUCUAAAAGAAGGAGAAAACUGGGAAAUCUCUCCCAUGGAUUGUUUUGGAGAUAUUCAUGCAGACUUUCCUGAAGAUUCUGACAUAGAUUUAAAGGAAGUUGACAAGAUUGUGACUAUAGCUGAAGAUGUAAAAAAUAUAGGCAAUUCUUUCUUCAAAUCACAAAAUUGGGCAAUGGCAGUCAAGAAAUAUAACAAGUCUUUGAGAUACCUUGAAGCUUCAAAAGCUGUGGCAGAGAAAGAAAGUUCAAAGCUGAAUUCAGUAGCAUUGACAUGUUAUCUUAAUACUGCUGCAUGUAAACUGAAAUUAUUGGAAUGGCAGGAUGCAAUUGAAAACUGUGCUAAGGCUCUGGCCAUAGACCCCACAAAUACUAAAGCAUUUUAUAGAAAGGCCCAAGCUUGGGAAGGAACGAAAGAUUAUGAUAAGGCAUUGGUUGAGCUUCAGAAGGCUCAAGACAUAGCCCCUCAGGAUAAAGCCAUCCGAAUGGAAGUACAGAAAGUCAAGCAGAAGAUAAAAAAUGAUAAGGAAAAAGAGAGGGCAGCAUAUGCAAAGAUGUUUGCAUGAAUACAGUUUUUCUCUCUGUUUAUACAUAUAAUGGCAGGAUUAAUGUGAGUCAUUGUGGCAGCACACUUACAUCUAUGGUGUGUUUCAUAUAUUUACAUUUUGGAUUUAAAAGUAAUACUUUCAAACACUUGGUAAAGCUCAGCAUAAAAACACUUGUUGUAUUUUAGCUUAAUAUAUAAAAAACUACAAAAUAUCAAUGAUGCUGCAAAGAGCUUGUACAAGUACAGUGACAUACUACCAUUUUACAUGUUGCAGAUUGUUUGUAAUCCUUCAAUUCUUCUAGUAACUUUCAUUAUGAUUGCAAAGUGUAAUUUGUUACAGAAGUUGAAGAAAUAAACGAAAUUUCUAACUCA